Messenger RNA from Nicotiana attenuata, 834 nucleotides. Its product is annotated as lipoate-protein ligase LplJ-like. Gene Ontology annotation, cellular component: mitochondrion. The coding region runs from base 1 to 465 and encodes 154 amino acids. Gene Ontology annotation, biological process: protein modification process. The transcript is spliced from 3 exons. Lineage: Eukaryota; Viridiplantae; Streptophyta; Magnoliopsida; Solanales; Solanaceae. The record is from RefSeq and is a predicted model, not a curated record.
AUGAAUGUUGUUCAAUUUAAGGGAGUGCCAAUUCUGCAGCAACUGCAUUUGGAGGAACGGUUGCUCAGGACUUCACCUCAAAACUGGUGCAUUGUAAAUGAUGGAACCAAUGAACCCACAAUUGUCAUGGGUAUUUCAGGAAAACCAGCUGAACUUCUUGAAAUCGGUUCUCUUUUGCAAGACAAGAUUCCAGUAGUAAAGAGGUUUAUUGGAGGAGGCACUGUAAUAGUCGAUCACAGGACAAUUUUCAUCUCCUUCAUAUGCAAUAAGGAUGUUGUCCCUACUGUACAACCAUAUCUUAGGCCCAUCAUGUCAUGGAGCAACCAACUCUAUAGCAAGGUGUUUCAAGGAGUUGGGGAUUUCUCUCUUCGUGAAAAUGACUACGUUUUUGGCAACCGCAAGUUUGGGGGAAAUGCUCAAUCUAUCACAAAAGGCCGUUGGAUCCAUCAUACAUCCUUUCUUUAGGAUUAUGAGAUGAUGAACAUGGCUUAUCUUAAACUUCCAAAACGAGCUCCUGACUAUCGACAGGUUUGCAAAAUUUUCAAGUUCUUUGUUCUGCUUGGUAAAUAGUCUUGUGAGCCUUUUCUUAUGAACUUGACGCAGCUGAUUUUUGAACACUCCGUCGAAUCCCCAAAUGUGCAUCUUCGAGUGCCCACCCAGGAGCUACUUUGCCAUAUUCCGAAUUCAAUGGUUUUAAUAAAUCUCCUACCGCAGUUCGUCUUGGACCAGAUCUAGAACUGUUUUCAAUAGUUUAUGUAGCCAUAAAUCCUAUUGUAUUCAUUGAGAUCUGUUGACUUUGUAUACCAUUCCGUUGUAAAUAAACGAUCCUAUCAU